Molecule: messenger RNA, 1464 nt
Organism: Histoplasma mississippiense
Lineage: Eukaryota; Fungi; Ascomycota; Eurotiomycetes; Onygenales; Ajellomycetaceae
Exons: 2
Coding region: 1-1464 (487 amino acids)
Cellular component (GO): U5 snRNP
Molecular function (GO): protein binding
Source: RefSeq, a predicted model, not a curated record
AUGGCAGUUAGGUAUUCACUACUCCAAGAAUCCGCAAUAGCAUCAUCGAUCUCCGGUCGACCAAAGCGGGCUGGGGAAGACUUUACCCCCACAAACCAUAACACUGAUUCUGAUGAGAACGGGCCGACAUCUUCGAAAAGAGUUCGGUUUGACCCUCGAAAUCCGUCCGCAUUAGCCCCAGACGCCUUAGAGGAGGACGCGAUCCUGGAUGCCGACGAAAUUGGUCAUCGAAGACGCCGAGUGCGGCGUAACGCAGUCAACAUUGAGGGCUAUGAUUCUGACAGUGACAAUGGGGGGUUUGAUGCUCGCAUAGAGGCUAAAUCUAGAGCUAAUAUGAACAAUGCCUCUGGAGAUAUAGAUGAUAUGUUCGCAGAGUUAGAAGAGGACUUUGCUACUGGUAGAUCAGACGGCGUUACAACCCCAAGCAACAAGAAGCAAGUCCGUUUCCUACAGGAUGAUGAGAUUGAGGGACAGGUACAUGAUUCUCGCGCCGGCGGAACUGUUACUCUUGAUCUUGAUAGUCACAGAAAAAUGAUUCAAGUGGCACUAGGUGAGGAAGGAGACAGUGAAAGCGAAGUCGACGAACAAGAACGCGCCAGGAUCGGGUCAGACGUGGACGAAGAGCUGGGGGCUGGCGGGAAAAAAACACACGUGCCACUAUUAGAUGCUUUCAAUAUGCGAGCGGAGCAGGAGGAGGGGCGUUUUGACGAGGCCGGAAACUUUGUUCGCAAAGCUACUGAUCCAGAUGCUAUUCACGAUACUUGGCUGGAAGGUGUGUCGAGAAAAGACAUGCGGAAGGCUAGGGAGGCGGCAGAGAAGAGGGAAGAGGAACGGCGAAAGAUACAACUUGAACAGGAUAGUAUCCUCACAGCGGAUAUCUUGCACACGUUGAUCAGAAAUUUGGAGCGGGGUGAGACAAUCUUAGAGUCACUCGCAAGGCUGGGAAAAUGUGUCAGACAGAAGCCUAAGUGGCAGAACAGACAUAGAAACCGACAGAGGGGUAGCAAGAACGGCACGGAAGAUGAAGCAAUGGGCGAAGAUGAUCCAGCUGAAAUAGCCCGCAAGCGUGUUAUCGAGGAUGUCACUGAGGCUGCGGAUAUCCUGCUCAGCCGUGGCCAGUCCGAGAUAUAUGACACCGAGCGAGAGCUAUUGAUGAGGCAAUACAAGCGAGAAACAGGGGAAGACUGGGUGGACUCCUCGCGAGCGAAAGAUGCUUCAUCGAAAAUAGAGACAGAUGCGGCUCCGCUGUGGGAAUAUCGCUGGUCCGAUUUGCGCGAUGGAGGAGAGGCUCAUGGUCCUUAUGAUGGUGCUAUGAUGGAGUCUUGGCAUGUCGCUGGCUAUUUUGGUGAAGGCGUUGAAUUUCGGAAAGUCGGUACGACUGGAGAGUGGAGCUCCAGAUGGUAUAUCCGGUUUGAAAGUGGGUUCCUAUACUCUUCAAAAAGGUCUCUGACUCGUGGACAAUAA